Messenger RNA from Perkinsus marinus ATCC 50983, 1131 nucleotides. RefSeq lists its product as hypothetical. The transcript has a single exon. The record is from RefSeq and is a predicted model, not a curated record. Lineage: Eukaryota; Perkinsozoa; Perkinsida; Perkinsidae. The coding region runs from base 1 to 1131 and encodes 376 amino acids.
AUGACUAAGGAGGAGUUCCUAUGGGUAUGGACUCCACGUAAAGAUGUCGAUGAGUCUAAAAAAGGCUUCCGUCGGUGGUGGGAUAAACUACCAGGGUUCAAGUACACCUUCUUCUCCUCCAUCGCUGAUGUGCUUGGAGACAAUCUCAUGUUCCUCACUCAACCGUUCCUAUCGAUCAUCCUGUUCAAUCUACUUCAACAAGGUAUGGUCCCUUUCACCCUUAUGUGGUCCUGCAUUUUGCUCGGCGCGCGGUAUAUCUCUGAAGAGCUGCUGGGGGUAGCCUUGGUUGUUGCAAUGACAAUUGUAUCAGCCGUUCUCUCUUCAACAUCUGGUGGGUCCAGCAGUGUUGGUAUGUCUAUUCUCUGCCUCAUGUCAACUCUCUUCCAGGCUCUAGGUCAAGUUAUCAGGGAGGCCAUGUUUCAUGACUACACCCAAUAUGCUCAGAGCCACGGGUAUAAGAACACCGACCUCAAUGUCUUCGCUGUGAGCAGCUCUAAUCACACCUUCGGUAUCAUUUGGGUAUUCCCGAUUUCUAUCUUGGUGGAGCUAUCAAGGACGUCUGACAAUGUACUUGAUGUGAUGGGGGAGGGCUUCCAAACGCUCCUACACGCACAAGGUGCAAUGCCCGCCUUUGUCGUGUUCAUGGUUAUCAACGUCUGCUUUAACAUCACCAUCUAUCUACUCGUUUGCUAUGGUUCAAGUUUGCUUACCUUUGUGAGCCUUAAACUCACAGUGCCCUUGUCAGCAUUCAUGUCGCUUAUUAGUUGGCCUCUUAUCGGUGCCGAUACCAUCACCUGGUUCGAAUGGGUCUGCCUGGUGGUCAUCCUGGCUGGUGUUAUUAUAUUCCGGCAUGGUAACGGCAUACGAGAUAAACUCGAGGCCGAGAAUGAGCGGUUGGAUGAGACUCACAACAAGACGAUCCCGAAGGCUAUCAUCUGCUUCUGGCCCAUAUUCCGGCAUCGGAAGCCCGCGAGGGAGGACGAUGAUCCCAAUAAGGGUGUUGCCAUCAACACUGCCUGGUGCUCACCGAGCUUCCUUUCUCAUAAGAAUUCUACAGCAACUAGUGACGCGAAGUCCGAGUUGACAGACAUCGAGGGCGGUGAAAAGACUUUCGAAUUAACUGUGAAGUGA